This is a messenger RNA of Pseudoliparis swirei, 2633 nucleotides long. RefSeq names its product copine Va (gene cpne5a). Gene Ontology annotation, biological process: cellular response to calcium ion. Gene Ontology annotation, cellular component: plasma membrane. The record is from RefSeq and is a predicted model, not a curated record. Gene Ontology annotation, molecular function: calcium-dependent phospholipid binding. Lineage: Eukaryota; Metazoa; Chordata; Actinopteri; Perciformes; Liparidae. The transcript has 20 exons. Bases 1 to 1725 code for a protein of 574 amino acids.
AUGGAGGGAGACGUUAUGGACAAAGUGGAGGCCACGGCCACGGUCCGUGACUUCGAUCCCAUCAUGGGGAGCAUCCCGGCAACCAAGGUGGAGAUCACCGUGUCCUGCAGGAAUCUCUUGGACCGAGACACUUUCUCCAAAUCCGACCCAUUGGUGGUGUUGUACACGCAGGGCGUCGAGUCCAAACAGUGGAGAGAGUUUGGGAGAACAGAGGUGAUCGACAACACACUAAACCCAGACUUUGUCAGGAAGUACAUCCUGGACUACUUCUUUGAGGAGAAGCAGAACCUGCGCUUUGAUGUGUAUGAUAUUGAUUCGAAAAGUCCAGAUCUUGCAAAACAUGUAAGUGAAGAAAUGUAUGACUUCCUGGGACAGGUCUAUUGUACACUGGGAGAGAUCGUGGGAUCACCUGCCAGUCGCCUGGAGAAACCUCUCGGCGGCAUACCCGGGAAGAAAUGUGGGACCAUUAUCUUGUCUGCCGAGGAGCUGGGAAACUGCAGAGAUUACGCAACAAUGCAAUUCUGUGCCAACAAACUUGAUAAAAAGGACUUCUUUGGAAAGUCGGACCCCUUCAUGGUCUUCUACAGGAGCAAUGAAGAUGGCACGUUCACCAUCUGCCACAAGACGGAAGUGGUGAAGAACACGCUGAACCCCGUGUGGCAACCCUUCUCUAUCCCUGUUAGAGCGCUCUGCAAUGGAGACUAUGACAGGACAAUCAAAGUGGAGGUGUAUGACUGGGACAGAGAUGGGAGCCACGAUUUCAUUGGUGAAUUCACCACCAGCUAUAAAGCGCUAUGUCGAGGUCAGAACCAGUUAAACGUCCAUGAGGUGGUGAAUGCCAAGAAGAAAAUAAAGAAAAAGAGAUACAUCAACUCUGGGACGGUGUCCCUGUUGUCAUUCAAUGUGGAGUCAGAGCACACCUUCCUGGAUUACAUCAAAGGAGGGACUCAGAUUCACUUCACAGUGGCCAUUGAUUUCACUGCAUCAAAUGGAAAUCCAUCACAGUCCACUUCACUGCACUACAUGAACCCGUACCAGAUGAAUGCCUAUGCCAUGGCCCUGAAGGCUGUUGGAGAGAUCAUCCAGGACUAUGACAGUGAUAAGAUGUUCCCUGCCCUGGGAUUCGGUGCUAAGCUGCCCCCUGAUGGGAGGGUCUCCCAUGAGUUCCCUCUGAACGGCAAUGUUGAGGACCCAUACUGCAACGGCAUGGAGGGGAUUCUCGAAGCUUACCAUCAAAGCCUUAAGACGGUUCAGCUGUAUGGACCAACCAACUUUUCUCCUGUUGUUAAUCAUGUGGCCAGUUAUGCAGCAGCAGUGCAGGACGGAUCUCAGUACUUUGUUUUGCUCAUCAUUACUGACGGCGUCAUAUCAGACAUGGCUCAGACCAAGGAGGCCAUAGUGAAUGCAGCUAAACUCCCCAUGUCUAUCAUCAUUGUUGGAGUUGGCCAAGCUGAGUUUGAUGCCAUGGUUGAGCUGGAUGGUGAUGACAUCAGGAUUUCCUCCCGGGGAAAGUUGGCAGAGAGAGACAUUGUUCAGUUUGUCCCGUUCAGAGACUACAUGGACCGCACAGGCAACCACGUGCUGAGCAUGGCGCGGCUGGCUAAAGACGUGCUGGCCGAGAUCCCUGACCAGCUCAUCUCCUCCAUGAAGAACAGAGGCAUCAAACCGAACGCCGUCCCACCGGCUUUCUCGCCCGGAGACCAACUGCAGACCAAUCUUGUUUGAGCACCCAAAACAGCUCUGAGUUGAGUCAGGGUCGACGGGAACCGGCCUUCACAAACGUCCUUUGGGAAAAUGCGCUUUUAAGGCCCCUUUCAUAAAUAUUAAUUUGGCUGAACAAAAAGAUGGUGAAACUCCAUAUUGUUUUGGAGAAAUACGACAGCUUUUGGUGAACCUGCUGAUGAUCGGGACGUUUUUUAUUUCUGAGUGCUUGAGGAUGAGGCGCUGAGAGGAGUGUUGAAGAAGGAGGUUUUAGUUGUUCACUGUCAAAACCUGUCAAAGUGUUGAUGUAAUGGAUAGCAAGUAAACUCAUAGAGAGAGCCUGUUCGAAGGCCUACAUAUAUUAGAACGUGCCAGUGUGUAUCAUGUUUGUGAUACCUUUUGGAAUAGGUGUUGAGCUAGGAAAUCAUAGAUAUACUCAUUUAUUUAUUUAUUUAUUGCAGAAAUCAUUAAUUCGUUAGAGAGGGUUUUACAGAUGGGGGAUUAAAGUCCUAUUUUUCCUGUAGUUUUACAUCUUAUAUUUUAUGACCAGUGUAUUUAAAGAAAUCCCCAUUUUAACUUUAUUAAGGACUGUAAUAUAAUCGCAUGUGAUAAAAGCUAUUCAACAGUUCUGAAUAAUUUUCACUGAUAGAUAAUUUCAUUGCCAGCGGUCCUGUAAAGGACCUGCUGCGAGCUGUUGCCAUACUGAUUUUCCAGCACCAUGUCUUUUACCUAUUUCUAGUCUUUAUAUUAACAGAAUGCACCAAUUUCUGUUCUAACAACAAGCACAAAGAUUAUAUUAUUAUAUUAUUUUAUAAUAAGCUCAAAAAUAAUUAUUUUGAAGGAAUCUACCGCUACCACUGAAAAUAAUAGAAAGGACCCCUUGUUGUGUGAAUCUGGAGUAAUGUUAUUAACGAAAUGACUAUACUGUUAUA